CACAAAGUGUCUGCCUGUUAACUGCUACUGGAUUUUAUGGUUGGAGAAAUAAUAGGUUAUAAUGGGGCAAUAUGUACUGUAGUCCAUCAGCAAUCGAUGGGGUAGUCGCCACAAGGCAUCGGAGGUUAUUGAUUGAGGGUAAUCCUCAAGGUCCAGCUGUUGGUCGCUCAAACAGGACAAUGGGCCAAAUUGAACGGCCUGGCUCUGAAGGCUGGAAUUGGGUAUCGCGAUGCGGGCCGUUCGACCCUCAAGUCUCUUGAUUCUCUUC
Colletotrichum navitas is the source of this 268-nucleotide messenger RNA. RefSeq lists its product as uncharacterized. The transcript has a single exon. The record is from RefSeq and is a predicted model, not a curated record. Lineage: Eukaryota; Fungi; Ascomycota; Sordariomycetes; Glomerellales; Glomerellaceae. The coding region runs from base 72 to 260 and encodes 62 amino acids.